Cladocopium goreaui is the source of this 1083-nucleotide messenger RNA. NCBI's taxonomy places the organism in Eukaryota, Dinophyceae, Suessiales, Symbiodiniaceae. The record is from the annotation of a GenBank genome assembly.
AUGGAGCGUUUAGUGCUGGCCUUGUUGUCCACAGCGCUAGCUGGGACGCCCAUUGCGCUAGUCUUUGAGUCGAAUGGGUACGUGGCGGAUUUGGCCACGCAUGUGGGUGAGAAGGUAGCUCUACGGCACUGCUCUUCAUUUAAAUGCGAUGAGCUUCACAGCAGUGCCAGGAGCGAGGUAGUGGCAGUUGUUGGUAUGCCUCGAAACAUUAGCAUAUUACAGCAGCUGCCGGGCUUGAAGCUUCUUCAAAGCUCUCACUAUAUGUAUGCUCGCUUGGGCUCAGUUCCAGCACAAGCCACGGUUGCCAAAUACGAUGUGGCAUGGCACCAGUACGGGGUAGAGCCCAUUGCGGAAUUUGUUAUUGCAGCUGCUUUUCAAUGGACUUAUAGAUUGCCCUCAACUUCUAGAAGAUUCACGUCAUGUGCAUUUGGCACUGGUGCACCCUCGGAAUGUCCAUCAGACUCCAGCCUCACAGCUCAUCCAACCUUGAUGAACAAAACCAUGGGCGUGCUGGGUUAUGGAAACAUUGGUCAGGCAGUUGCCAAGAGAGCCAGUGCAUUGGGCAUGAAAAUCUUAGCUACCCGCCGUCAUGGCCCCUUCUCGUCCUGGCUCAUCAACGACAAUGACAAGCUCCUGGCCGAGAGCGACUUUGUGGCGGUCACAGUCCCUGGCUCCGUGCGUGGAUUGAUCAACAGGACAUCUUUGGCGCUUAUGAAGAAAGAUGCCGUUUUGAUUCCGGUCUCCGCCAAUCCGGUGGAUUUUGAUGCGCUGUACGAGGCGCUCCUAACUGGUUCAAUGGGAGCAGUGCUAGAUGUAUGGCCGCAAGGGUGCUGGCACUUUCCCGAUAUGUUCUGUGGGCCCCCGUACACCGAACAGGCACAACCCUAUUCUGAUGACAUCGCCAACUUGCAAAAUGUCUUGCUUUUGCCAGGAGUUGCCAUGAGGGACGAUCGCUUUUGGUCCAACAGUGCAAAGUAUGUCGGGGAGAACCUGGUUGCCCUGGUCAACGGUGCACCAUUGAAAGGAGUGGUGCGCAAUGCAUCAACCAAUGCACUACGCCCGACCAAGCUGAGCUUUGUUUGA